AUGGAUAUUGAUCUGAACAAAGAGGACGACAGUUCCAAGGCUCAGUUGCCAGGCUGCCCAGGUAGGUCGGCGACUUCGACUGUCAAGAAUGAGACUUCGACUGUCAAGGACGAGACUUCGACUGUCAAGGAAGAGACUUCGACUGUGCAGGACAAGACUUCGACUGUCAAGGACGAGACUCCGACUGUACAGGAUGAGACUCCGACUGUACAGGACAAGACUGUCGACCAGCCGAUCAGCGCAAACAAACCAAAAGCCGCCAUUCAAUAUCGCAAUGCCGGCAUUCAGACUCUGCCACCUGCGAAUGCCGAAGUCUUCGAGAAGAUACACGGCCGCCGUCCCACAAAUACAGAGCUUAUUACUGAGCUUGGCUGCGCUGGUCUCGGCCGUUACAGGCCUGGAGUCGCGGUCCAUCCCUUCGAGACGCUGACUGAGAAGCCGUUUCCGAUCCUGCACGACGUCCAAGACGAGAAGCACUACGAAGAUGCCUCGUUCCAGACGAUGAGCGUAUCGGAAUGCAGACUGUCGAUUGCGCGCGAGAAGAAGGCCAAAGAUGCCCGCUACCGCAUCUGGAACGACACUGAAGACUGGAAAACCCUGCACUCGAAACAAUUCCCUAUCCGCGAAGAGGUUGAUGAUGACGGAAACGUAAUCGACACUCAUGCACGUGGAAUGUCACUGCCGACCGGUUCUGGCGAAAUGAUGGAUGUCACGUCGACUUCACAGCAGCAGAACACGGGACAAGAUUAUUCCACGCCGCAACAAGGCAUUCACCCACAUGAAGUUUACUAUCCAUAUGGAGGCUACUAUCCAUAUGGAGGUCACUAUGCAUAUGCUCAGCCAACCACGGGUGUCAACCAAUCGGCUUACCCUUUGCCGUUGUCAGGAUUGUCACUUUUUCCAUCAAACAACCUGUCAUACUACCGGCAUACCUCCGCAAUGACAUACGACAACCCGGACACAAACUCCUGGUACUCGAACACAGAUUAUCAGCAAUAUAUGCAGCAACAAAUGCCAGAAUAUGGUUCACGUCGACACUUUAGCCGCGGACGCUCUAGCCGCGGACGCUCUAGCCGUGGACGCGAAGGCGAGGGCCAAGGCGAGGACGCGCGAAAAUAA
Molecule: messenger RNA, 1119 nt
Organism: Exserohilum turcica Et28A
Lineage: Eukaryota; Fungi; Ascomycota; Dothideomycetes; Pleosporales; Pleosporaceae
Exons: 1
Coding region: 1-1119 (372 amino acids)
Source: RefSeq, a predicted model, not a curated record